UCUUUCUCCUAAGAGCUUGACAAGAUCAUCUUCUAAUGGCGUAUGGAGAUUUAGCGUUACAAACUUUUGCUUUAUAGAUAAGUUCUGCUUCUUCUUUUUUUUUACAUACAAGAAGAAAAGAUACUCCGAAGAAGAUAAGAGAUAAUAACCAAUUUAAAGCGAAAUCCCCAUCUUGGGACUGGUGAAGUUGACUUUUGUUUUUUUGUUUUCCUAUUUGUUUACUCGUCUUUACUCAGUUUGGUCAUCAUCGCAAAACUCAAAAGCAUGGAACUUCAAGUCCGUCUUCGUCAGAUCAUCAUCUUCUUCUUCCUCCUCUUGACAGUUCUUGAAAAUUCUUCUGCUGCUCGGAUUCUGAGUAUCGCCAAGCCUGAUAGGCAUGACGUUGCCGCAAGCGCUCGUUGGCUUGUCUCUCAGAAUAUUUGGGGUGUCCUAAGCACAUUGUCCAUUGAGCAUGAAGGAGCACCUUUCGGGAACGUUGUAUCAUAUAGUGAUGGUUUGCCCGGGAAAGGCAACGGUGUGCCUUACUUUUACUUGACAACUCUUGAUCCAACCUCUAGAAACGCAUUAAAAGACUCGAGAGCUUCAUUUGCAAUCAGUGAAUCUCCCAUUGGAACUUGUAAGAGAGAUCCAAUGGACCCUACUUGCUCUAAAUUAACCCUCACCGGAAAGUUGUUGCAAGUGAAUGAAGGAUCUGAGGAAGAAAAAGUGGCCAAAAAAGCUCUUUUCACUAAGCAUCCAGAGAUGAUGGAUUGGCCAAAGGGUCAUGAUUUCCGCGUCUUCAAACUCGAGAUCAUCAAUAUAUUUCUGAUCAAUUGGUAUGGUGGAGCUAAACCUAUCACUGUAGAUGAAUACCUUCGUUACAAGGCGUAAGUACCAAUGCGUGAACCCUUUUGAAAAAAACAUCGGAUCAAAGUCGCUUCCUUUUUAUGAAAAUAUCAUCGGAGUUUGAGCAAACGGUGAAAGCAUGAAACUUGUAUAUUUGCAACACAAUAAUGUUUGUUCAACUCUUCUGUACAUAACUGUUGUUUACCUUUCCUUUGGACAUAAAAGUAAAGAACAAAAUGUUCAUAAAUGACCACAAAUCAUAUUCAAGCUUUGAUUGAUUCAUCAUUU
Messenger RNA from Eutrema salsugineum, 1113 nucleotides. RefSeq names its product protein CREG1. NCBI's taxonomy places the organism in Eukaryota, Viridiplantae, Streptophyta, Magnoliopsida, Brassicales, Brassicaceae. Bases 265 to 870 code for a protein of 201 amino acids. The transcript has 6 exons. The record is from RefSeq and is a predicted model, not a curated record.